Molecule: messenger RNA, 769 nt
Organism: Lotus japonicus
Lineage: Eukaryota; Viridiplantae; Streptophyta; Magnoliopsida; Fabales; Fabaceae
Product: protein yippee-like At5g53940
Exons: 5
Coding region: 212-601 (129 amino acids)
Cellular component (GO): ubiquitin ligase complex
Source: RefSeq, a predicted model, not a curated record
AAGUAAAUAGUGGGGCAUUGGGCAUCCUAUGCUAAUUACACGUGUCCAGUGUCCUGUCCCUUUUACCAGCAAGCAAUUCUUGCUGCUAUUGCUGUAUCUCCUCUCUAUCUACCGCUGAAUCAUCAUAACUUCCAUUUUUGAGCUAAGUGACUCUGCUGUGGGAAGUUAGGGAGUCUCCAUCAAAAACCAAUACUAGUUAAUCAGAGAGAACAUGGGAAGAAUCUUUGCAGUGGAGCUGGAGGGCAGGUCCUACAGAUGCAGGUUCUGCAGAACUCACUUGGCUCUUGCAGAAGAUCUCAUCUCUAAGGCAUUUCAUUGUCGAAGAGGGAAAGCAUACCUAUUCAAUAAUGCGGUGAACAUCACAAUUGGAGCACCUGAAGUAAGGAUGAUGCUUUCCGGCUUGCAUACCGUGGCAGAUAUUUUUUGCUGUUGCUGUGGUCAAAUCGUUGGCUGGAAAUAUGAAUCUGCACAUGAGAAGACCCAAAAGUAUAAAGAAGGGAAGUUUGUUCUUGAAAGAGGAAGGAUUGUUGAUGAUGUUGAUUUCAAUGCUGAAUUCUAUAUUGAUAGUCGUGCCAGCAUGAGCGAUGCCGAAGAUGCUUAGCAUCUUAAACAAACUUACUGGAUUUCUUUAUUGACUUGCUGGAUCAGGAGAAGGAAUCUUGACUGCUUUUGUAUAUGAAGUAUGAACAAUAACAGUGGUGACCCAUGAAAAUGCUUCAGAUGAAGAAAGUUUCUCUUGAGUUUUAAUUUUUUAUUUGAAAUUUAUAUA